UUAAUGUGCAGCAUGCGAUUAAAUCUUGAGGCGCACAUGCGCCUACUAGCCUUCUCCUUGUCAGAGAUAAGGCAGCGCGAGCCUCCCUCCUCCUCAGCUCGUCCUUCAAAUAGAACUUUGCGGCCAAACGCGCCUGAGAGCCCCGCUGCAAGUGCCGAGGGGAUGGAGAAGCUCAGAGUGAUGCUGCUUUUACUACACACGGCACUUUCUGUCGCAGACACGAGGGAGAGUUUUCAGUGCGACAACGAUUACAUGCUCACCAUCAGUUGCUCCCUCAACCUCACGUCAGGCCACGGGACCCCCCACUGGUUGACUUUUGCCAAACUACAUACGAGCGAGAGAUACAAAUGCAAUUUGUCAAACGCCGGCGGAGGCCGCCAGUCGUGUUUCAUCACGGUGAAGAAGUCUUGCAGCUUUAUGGAUCUCGACGAGUUCGCGAUCUCGCUGUGCGGAAAAACAAAAGAUGGAGGGCCGUGGUGCCAGCCGAUGGAUGAAAAAUACACGCUGAAGGAUCAUAUUAAACCGCGUGCACCGUGCUGCCUGGCAGUCAGCCACAACUCCAGUCAGCACCGCUUCACGUGGAAAAACACCUAUGAGAAAUGUCGAUCCUACACCCUGAAGGAAAACCUGGAUUAUCAGCUCUGUUUCUACAAUCGACGGGACAAAAACAGCACGAGAGUCCACUACGCGUACGGUACGAGCUAUUCUGUGAAUGACGGCGACCUUGAGCCGGACACGGAGUACAGUACCAAAGUGAGGUCUAAGCCCAGCGCGAAUCACUUUCACGGCCAAUGGAGUGACUGGUCGCAAGAGGUCCACUGGAGGACUGUCUCAGCCAAUGAUUCCGCAGUGGAUGGUUUCUUUUCGAUACAUGGCAAAACUGUCUUCCUGGCCUCAGCUGUGACGGCCACACUUGUCCUGUUUUUAUGCUGCGCUUUGCUAAAAAAGUGGAGGCAAAGUGCGUUCGUUCCCACUCCGGCGCCAUACUUCCAGAGCCUCUACACCAAUUGUCAUGGGGAUUUUAAGAGCUGGAUGGACACGCAAGCAAACGUGACCUUCACACUCAAGCCAGAGGACACGCUCCGCGUCGAUGGCCUUGUGGAGGAGCGUCCAACACAGGUUGAUGAGAUGGUGUAUGAAAACCUCAAAAGCCAUCCAGCAUGUUUGCCGCCGGAUGAGGGGAAGGCGACAUGCAGGCCCGGCAGCGUUCCUCUCAUCCAGGGGCAACCUGUCCGCUCCCGCCCCGAAUACUGCACAAUCAGCGACUUGCAGCAAUGUGCGCAAGUCACGGGAAAUGUUAUGAAGUCUGAGAUGAAGCACACCGGAAAGUCAACGAAUGAUUACUGUAAUGACACCGAAGCGAGAAUGACGCUUUCUGGACAUUAAUUUGCAAUUGCGGGAGGUGGGUGCAAUGUCCUUUGGUGAAUGUGUCGAGAUGAUUACAAUGGGUUGAGGAAAAAGAUAUCAAGUUUCAUUUUAAAUAGCAUUGAAUGUAUUCUUGUUUACGGCACAAAGCUUAGCACGAGUUUUUUUUUUAAGUCAAUAAAAUAUCAUACUCACCGGAGAUUAUGACUAUUAAAUCCCUUCAUGUGUGAUGAUCGCAAAGUUGGCCGCAAGUAGUAACUUUUGCUCCACCUGCCAAUCGGAAGACAGAAAAAUGCCUGGAUGAAAUCCAAACCGACCACAUCAAUGGCAGCAGCCCAAGCAAACGCCAAAACUGGAGAGAAUACCGUUGUUAAGGAAUACAAAUUCAUGGGAAAAAAAAUUCAGGUUGAGAAAGGCGCUCGACAGCGCCCUGCUGCACGCGACGAAGCCAAGAAACCUUUUGUAGAAAGUUUUAUUUACGGCAACACAUACAUGAACAAAGCACCGUUUCACCUUAAAGUCUGAUACAAUGGUAUGCCUACCUGCCUCGGUCGUUCGCAGCCUUUUUACUCCUCCAAAGAACCAAACACCCGGAAUUAACAAAAAGACAGCCAAGGCAGCAGAUUCUAUCAUAUGUUACAGCAUGCUGAAUAGAAAAACCCAGGAAAGAAUUAGACCA
Molecule: messenger RNA, 2044 nt
Organism: Hippocampus comes (tiger tail seahorse)
Lineage: Eukaryota; Metazoa; Chordata; Actinopteri; Syngnathiformes; Syngnathidae
Product: interleukin-21 receptor
Exons: 8
Coding region: 4-1386 (460 amino acids)
Biological process (GO): cytokine-mediated signaling pathway
Cellular component (GO): membrane; external side of plasma membrane
Molecular function (GO): protein binding; cytokine receptor activity
Source: RefSeq, a predicted model, not a curated record